Molecule: messenger RNA, 3127 nt
Organism: Porites lobata
Lineage: Eukaryota; Metazoa; Cnidaria; Anthozoa; Scleractinia; Poritidae
Source: the annotation of a GenBank genome assembly
AUUGACACCACUUUCGAGACUUCUGACAAGUUUUUUAACUUGAACAUUGAUGUAAAGAGAAAAUAUACAAAGAAAACUGGAACGACAAAGAAUGGUUGGGAUGAGCUUGAAAGGGAAAGGUAUACUUACUUACGGAAGAAAAUUCUUUCAACCUUUUACUACAAUGAGGAAUCCAAAAGGGACAGACCUUAGUGUCUGCAUUUUAAAAAUGUCCAAUGAUACAGUGAUAUAGAGGUAGGACUGAAUUGUGUGGAUUCUCUUUCGAGCUUAGACCAAUAGAACUAGCUAAUAACCCAAAACCAGACAGGUGUUCAUACAUCUGUAGACGCUCGAUUGCGCUGAUUAAAUAUCUAUUUUAGAUAUUUUACUAAUUAAGAGCACGAUGAGAGAUUAUACUCACGAAACUCGUUUAGGCGUUUUUAAGAACUCAUAUAAACGUUUCCGUGCGUUCUAGAUUAGACUGCAAUUUAGUUUUGGUUUUUUGAGGAGAUGGGAAAACUGGUCAGUGCCUGCAAAAAAACGUCUCGGAGCAAUGGAGAGAACGAACAAAUAAUAAAUAUUAUGGGCACCUUUUCACAUUUGCUUUUAAUUACAGUCAAACCAGGUCAAGCGUUCCCGUCGCUAACGAACUAAUGAAUUCAUUCACGGAAAAAUGAUUUCGUUUGUUGAUUCAAUAAUCCAUUCACAAAAUAAACAAUCCAAUAGUCAUAUUUAGCCUCGAUUCCAUAAUCGAAUGUUGAUUCGAUUACUGUUUUUUGAAAAAUUACACUUUCCACAAGUUGACCUCAGAAUUUUUUUUUUCCUUUUUUUUUUCUGAGAGUCGAGUGCUGGCGAGUUCUGAAGUUCAAACCCAAACAAACUGUUACAUGUACGCCAGUUUGCUGCCAAUAAUCAGUGCAACAGACCUAGGCCUGACCCCUUAGAAAACACGACGGUCAAACUGAGGUCAGUGUAUAUGCGGUGAUUGGUGGAUUUCGAUCCUCGGCCUUUGUCAGUUUCUUUGCGUUUGCGGUCUGUCUAUUCUAGCUGAUGUUUUGAUUAAAGGCAAUGAAAAACGCAAUCGUAAACGGUAGGAAAAGGGAAGCAAAUACGAUUGAACACAACAGACAAGAAUAAAGAACAGGUAGAUUUUGUUCAUAAACCAAAUCAACAUUUGAUUAUUGAAUCGAGGUACAAUUUGACCGUUGGAUUAUUCAUUUUAUGAAUGGAUUUUUGAAUCAACAAACGAAAUCAUUUUUCCAUUAAUGAAUUCAUUAGUUUGUUAGCGACGGGAAUGCUUGACCUGGUUUGACUGUAAAGUGCAUUUACUGUAAGGGAGUUUUUCAGUAGUAUGCACGACGUUGAUUAAUAUGACGUCACCGAAACUUUGUGUCAAAUUGCAGCACCAAUUUAAAAAGACCUGGAGACCUCAAAGAAUCAUUUGACUUCAGCGUUCUGGAAGAUGAAAACUUUGUAAGUGGCUGUUGCAAUUUUAUUUCACAAUAACAUUUACAACAGCACCUUGGAAACUCUGUGAGAAAUCGUUUAGGAACACUCGACUGGAACGGGUCCUCUGCUUUUUGCAGAAAACAUAUCGAUAGUUGUGUGGCUUGAUUUUCUGGCGGAACUUUCUCCUGAAGUUAAUCAGAACGGCGGCGAAUUUCGUUUUGGAACUAAAACAAUGGCACCAUAUGAAAUUGCUAGUAAGGCGGGUUUGAUUUUCGAAUGAUUACAUAUAGGAUUUUGUACACAGACUCACAAGAGUUAAAAGGAAAACUUAACACGACUUCGGUUUUGAAACGCUUACAAAUGAAUAUGGUGGCAGAAGCCACCAAUUUUGCCUCAAAUGUCAUUUUAGUUAAAAGUUACCUCUUCAUGAAGUGAAAAAUACCGAAAUGAAAUUUGGCAGGGGUUGUCAAUUAUUUCUAUCUGGCUCUGAUCUGCCGUAAAGUAAUAUUUAUCUAAUAUGUAAUCAAUUGUCACUUCACAGACCUGGCCGAACGAGGAUGUGCCAAACUUUCAAAGCACUGUUCGAACCAUGUUUCAGUGCAUGACAAGCUUUGGUUCAAGAAUGCUGUCUGUCAUAGCCAUUGGCCUUGAUCUGGUACGAUCGAUUUUAUUGUAUAUUUUUUUUCUUUUUUGCAUGAUAGGAUUUAAGCACUGAAAUGUAGUUUCAUUACUCUAAGUAAGAAGGAAAAUGAAUCUUAUAGAUAGUGAGUAAGCCACUUGACACUCUUAAGCCUCAUACAAACGGACGCAACAGUGUUGGCCAACAACUCCCACCAAUGUUGGAUGCUACAUGUUGCAUCCGUUUGCACACCUUGUUUGUUGCGUUUGGUUGUUACAAAGUUUGAAACCCGUCAAACGUUUAGCUACCGUUUGCACGUGGUUUUAUGGUGUGAAAUGAGAUGUAAAUUUUACUAUGUUGAGAGUGCUGUGAAGUGAGAAACUCUUCAAAUCUUUUAUGAUUAUAGUCAGAAUUUAAACCGGGAGGAGGGGGGGGGGCGGUUACUCCGGAUUUCAAGGGACAAGGAGAUCGAAGGAUUUUGUUGGGUUUGAAAUUUUCUAUUCCAGGAUUUUUCGGGCUACGAAAAUUUGGCAAGUAUUUUUUUGGAUGGCUAGAUUUAUGUAGGGAUUUUUUUGGCCAAUUAGAAUAAUCAAAAGAUUUGUGGAAGUGCCCUCGAUCUCAAAGUUCUGUGUUUAAAGUUCAACAAAACUUGUUUUCCUCUCUGGAGAUUUUUAAGGCUCAGAAAUUCGGCAUGGCAUUUUUGGGGGUUUUGUUGGAAGCCCUAGGGAUUUUGUGGGGUUUGGAUUUUUGGUCCCAUUCGGUCAUCCCUGUGACGUCAGAGACAAUUCUUAGAAAGAUCUGAAGACGCUCAUUGAAAGUUAACUUCUAAGCUUCUGUUUCUUUUAUUUUGUGAAUUAUUAGUGCGUUUUAACGAUUUUUUUUCCUUCCAUAAAACAGGUUCAUCGAGUGCUGAUUCCUGAGGAGGAAAUCAAGCGCAGAGUUCCCUGCCGAUCGUUGGUUUUGUUUCAUGACCCAGAUGAUGACACGAUGGUCACGUGUCUGGAUGGAUCUAACAAAUAUUCCCCGAUCAGAGCGAGAGGUUGGAACUAUCAUCAACUGCAUUCAACUUACAAAUAUUGA